Messenger RNA from Fonsecaea erecta, 345 nucleotides. RefSeq lists its product as hypothetical. Gene Ontology annotation, biological process: vesicle fusion; vesicle-mediated transport. Gene Ontology annotation, cellular component: SNARE complex; plasma membrane. The transcript has 3 exons. Bases 1 to 345 code for a protein of 114 amino acids. Lineage: Eukaryota; Fungi; Ascomycota; Eurotiomycetes; Chaetothyriales; Herpotrichiellaceae. Gene Ontology annotation, molecular function: SNAP receptor activity; syntaxin binding. The record is from RefSeq and is a predicted model, not a curated record.
AUGGCCUCGGAAACGCCUUAUGAUCCCUACAUACCUGCUGGCGGCCAAGGCGGCGCGCAGCCGCCCAGCAACCAGAGAACAGCUGCCUUACAAGCGCAAAUCGAUGAUACCGUCGGUGUCAUGCGUGAAAACAUCAACAAGGUGUCACAAAGAGGCGAGCGACUAGACUCGCUGCAAGAUAAAACCGACAACCUCGCCGUCUCCGCCCAGGGUUUCCGCAGAGGUGCCAACCGGGUCCGGAAACAGAUGUGGUGGAAGGACAUGAAGAUGCGCAUGUGUUUGAUCGUUGGUAUCAUUGUGCUGCUCAUUGUCAUUAUCGUCCCAGCCGUGGUCGCCACACGAUAA